This is a messenger RNA of Ylistrum balloti, 1153 nucleotides long. Its product is annotated as elongator complex protein 6-like. The coding region runs from base 3 to 800 and encodes 265 amino acids. NCBI's taxonomy places the organism in Eukaryota, Metazoa, Mollusca, Bivalvia, Pectinida, Pectinidae. The transcript has 2 exons. The record is from RefSeq and is a predicted model, not a curated record. Gene Ontology annotation, cellular component: elongator holoenzyme complex. Gene Ontology annotation, biological process: tRNA wobble uridine modification.
AUAUGUUUCCAGAAUUGAACAGUGUGUUGAAUAUCAAAACUUGUGACAGUAUAAUUGGAAAAUCUAUAACUAUUUCUGAAUCAGAUGUAGAUGGGCAGUUUUUGAUUCACCACUUUCUGUCUUUUUUCCUACGCAAUGAACACCCUGUAUGCCUUAUGACAUUAGCUCAGUCGUUCAACCAUUUCAAUACAGUUAGUAAGAAAUUUGGACUCGAUCUUACAAGUAAGCGGAACAAUGGACAGCUUGCAUUCGUCGAAGGACUUAAGCUGUUGGGCGAAUCCUUCAUGCUGGACGACAGAGAAAGUGAUGUGAACAAGGGUGAUAACCCCUUUGUGGAAAAUGGGAAAUUCAGUAAUGUGUUGUCACCAUUGCACUACUAUAUUGAAAAUAUAUGUAAUGGGAUGAUGAAAGAUACAAGUAAACCCCCAGUAUUAGUUGUGGAUGACAUUAGUGUUCUUUUGAGCACGGGACACACACUGAAAGAUGUAAUUGCCUUGGUUUAUUACUUACAGAAUUUUAUUUCUAAAUGUAAGGGAACAUUGAUUUUACACAUUAACAAAGGAAAGGAAUCAUGUGAUGAAGAUGCUGUGCAAGUGUGGAAGCAUAUGUGUCAUUUGUUUCCUCUUCAGAUUGAAGUUUGUGGCUUAAAUAGUGGAUAUUGCAGAGAUGUUCAUGGAGAGAUAAAAUUUGCUGUAGACAGUUUCCUAAACAAGCACCAAGUGAAGAAGACCAUGCAAUAUAAACUGACAGAUAAAUCCAUUGCACUCUUUGCAGCAGGCUUAUCAUCUGCAGUGCUGUGAACACCAGAAAUACCCAUUUGGAUGUAGAUGUUUUAUUUUUCAGGACAUUGCAAUAUAACUAAACAUCAAACCUACAGGCUCAUUUGUAAUAUACAAUGUAUCUGUUUGUCAGUAACAAAUAAUCUUUUACUUUUAUCUAUGCUAAAGUUCACAAUACCAAAAGAUGUCAAGAAACAUUUUAGAUACAUUCUUAUUGGCUCCUAAUAGUUAAAUCACUAGUAUCACAUUUAAUAAAAAGGAAAUAUAUGUUAUAAACAUAGUACUAAUUAUUUAUAUGGAAAAUAUACAACAGAUACAGUUACAUUUGCACUGCAAAAUGUGCACAUGUACAUGUUAUGAGAAAAUACUGAAAA